AUGAAAAUAUAUUAUCUCAACAAGAGUUUGUCUAUAGUCUUUAGGAUAUAGAAAUAUGGCUUUAUAUAACAGGUAUAGAUUUCUUUUACAUAAGUUAUUCAUAGCUUUAUCGUCAUGAUUUAGUAUAGAGUGAUUUAAAAAUACUUAAAUAAAUACUCCAUAAUAUUACAAUUAGCUAUAGAGAUGGAACUAGUUAAUAAUAUUAAUAUUGAAUAAGGUUUGGAUUAAUAACAACGAUAAUAAUAAAUUUAAGAAUAAAAUGAUUACUAAAAUCAACAAUUAAUUGGCAGGCUUUUACUUUUUGAUUAAAGAAACAUAUUUGUCUAAAAAUUGAGUUUCGAACUUUAUGAAAAAUUGUUAGACAAAUUUAAGUGUUUAAAACUUUUAAAUAAAUUAUUGGUCUUGGCUUUUUUUUUCAUUGAAUUAUUUGCCUUGAUAAUGCUAUUGUAUAGCCAUAGCAUAUUUAUUGUAGAUAGACUAUUUUAUUACUUAUGCAUUGUUUAUAUGAUUAUAGUGGUGAUAUUUGGAUUAAAUUAAUACUUUUCAACUUUUACUAAGGUAUUCCUAUGGAUAGUGUUUUUCCCUGUUUUUAUUACAUAUGAAACCUAUAUGUGGUUCAAAAGAAGGAAGGAGAAAAAGUUAGAAAAAAUGAAAAUUUUGGAUAGUUUCAAGGAGUUAUUAAUAGAUUAGAAUAAAUAUCAAUUAGAAAAUAAUGAUUGUGCUAUAUGUAUGCAAAGUUUUUAAGCCAUGGAAUACAUAAGCAUGUAUUUCAUACGGAUUGCAUAGUAGAUUGGUUAAAACUAAAUACUAAUUGUCCUCUAUGUAGAAAAAUAAGUAAUAGAAGGUAAUUGA
Paramecium tetraurelia is the source of this 852-nucleotide messenger RNA. RefSeq lists its product as uncharacterized. Lineage: Eukaryota; Ciliophora; Oligohymenophorea; Peniculida; Parameciidae. The transcript has 5 exons. The record is from RefSeq and is a predicted model, not a curated record.